This is a messenger RNA of Mandrillus leucophaeus (drill), 1315 nucleotides long. It is a transcript of the gene RASL12, whose product is annotated as RAS-like, family 12. The record is from RefSeq and is a predicted model, not a curated record. The transcript is spliced from 5 exons. Lineage: Eukaryota; Metazoa; Chordata; Mammalia; Primates; Cercopithecidae. The coding region runs from base 8 to 772 and encodes 254 amino acids. Gene Ontology annotation, molecular function: GTP binding; GTPase activity.
CCUCCAGAUGGGACUGUUUAGUUGCAGGAGAACAAGCUCAGAGCACCCAUUGAUUCUACAUUAUGGCAAGUUGUCCCUGACCGUGAAGUUUCUGACCAAGAGGUUUAUCAGUGAAUAUGACCCCAACUUGGAGGACACCUACAGCUCCGAGGAGACCGUGGACCAUCAGCCUGUCCACCUGAGGGUCAUGGACACUGCAGACCUGGACACCCCCAGGAACUGCGAGCGCUACCUGAACUGGGCCCAUGCCUUCCUGGUGGUGUAUAGCGUCGACAGCCGCCAGAGCUUCGAUAGCAGCAGCAGCUACCUGGAGCUGCUUGCCCUGCACGCGAAGGAGACACAGCGCAGCGUCCCUGCCCUGCUGUUAGGCAACAAGCUGGACAUGGCUCAGUACAGGCAAGUCACCAAGGCAGAGGGUGUGGCUUUGGCAGGCAGGUUUGGGUGCCUGUUUUUCGAGGUCUCUGCCUGUCUGGACUUUGAGCACGUGCAGCACGUCUUCCAUGAGGCAGUUCGAGAGGCACGGCGGGAGCUGGAGAAGAGCCCCCUGACCCGGCCCCUCUUCAUCUCCGAGGAGAGGGCCCUGCCCCACCAGGCCCCACUCACCGCCCGGCAUGGGCUGGCCAGCUGCACCUUCAACACACUCUCCACUGUCAGCCUGAAGGAGAUGCCCACCGUGGCCCAGGCCAAGCUGGUCACCGUGAAGUCAUCCCGGGCCCAGAGCAAACGCAAGGCGCCUACCCUGACCCUCCUGAAGGGCUUCAAGAUCUUCUGAGGACCCUUCCCCAGGAACCCCAGGCUCGGUGGGUGGACAGGACUGCAGCGGGGCAGGGGCUGGCUUCUCACCACCGGUUUUUCCCUCUGAUGAACAGCAGACCCCACCUCCAGCACCAAGCAGUGUCCCUACACUCAGUUCACUGUGUGAGCUGCAGUGGCAGGCAGGGAUGCUGCUUCUGUUCCCUCCAGGCCUUGGUCUUCAUGGUAACCACCGCAUCUGUGGCCCUGGAGGGAAACAGCCACUGUGACAACCCAGAGACCUGGGUUCAGCCUUAAGUAGGAAGAAAUUGCAGUGUCCAUCCUGCUGCCAUCAGCCCUUCCUGCUCCAGCUACAGUUGGGCCAGCUGUGGCCCUUAGUGGACGGUCUAGGUGGAUAGCUCUGUCAAUGUCAGGCCCGAGAACCUGCAGAAUGACAGCCCUGGGGUCCUUGCGCCACCUGGUGGACGGGAAAGGCAGGGCGCUGCCAUUUCAGAGGCCAGAGCCUGGCCCUCCUGUCAUCUGCUGACUUCACAGAAGGCCCAGGCUACAAACCCCACAGUUU